Molecule: messenger RNA, 3459 nt
Organism: Umbelopsis ramanniana AG
Lineage: Eukaryota; Fungi; Mucoromycota; Umbelopsidomycetes; Umbelopsidales; Umbelopsidaceae
Exons: 26
Coding region: 25-3276 (1083 amino acids)
Biological process (GO): DNA repair; mitotic sister chromatid cohesion
Cellular component (GO): chromatin; nucleus
Source: RefSeq, a predicted model, not a curated record
GAUCAACAAUCACUACGUCGAAACAUGGAUGAGAGCAGCACACUAAAGGAUCUCCAAUUUGACUUGCAACUUGUUCUCGGUGGUAAGAGGUCGAUCCCAGUAGCGACUCUGCUGGAACGUCUCAAGGCAUUACAAGCCGAGCUGGAAGAAUGCGAGCAGAACAGUGUUAAUCUCGACUCCUUAGCAACAGUAUCCAAGCAGCUUGUCAGUACCGAGCUUCUGCGCAGUAGGGAUAAAAGAGUCAGAGCUGUCACAGCUUGCUGUUUAGCAGACAUACUCAAAUUGUAUGCAGUCGACAUUCCACCUUAUAAUGACAGCGAACUGAAGGCAAUAUUUAGUCUUUUCAUCUCGCAAUUAAAAGAGCUGGCAGAUACAAAUAACGAAUAUUACCGCGAUCGAUUUUACUUGCUCGAAAGCUUGUCCAUGGUUCAGAGCAUUUUAAUCGUCAAGCAGCUAAGCAACUAUGCUGCAAUUAUGACCGAACUCUUCAGAGCAAUAUUCUCGUUGGCAAACUCUGGAAUCGAGAACAAAGUGCAAGUUUGCCUGGUUGAUAUUAUGAUACAACUUGUUGAGGAAGUCAAAGACAUACCCCGUGAAGUAGCCGAAAGCAUCUUUGAGGAAUUGAAACAAAAGACUACCGUUUCUCACCGCAUGGCCGUUGACCUUUGUAAAAAUACAUCGGAGGUGCUUCAGAAAUAUGUCUGUCAGUACUUUUCAGAUGUCCUACUUGAGGCAAAGGCCAGCGAUAGUGAAGAAGACUACGAACACCUAAAUGAAGCUCACGAGCUGAUUCAAGAGAUUCAUCGAACAGUGCCAGAUCUGCUACUCAAUGUCAUCCCUCAAUUAGAAGAAGAGACGAAAGUGGAUGAACUUCAUGUUAGAACUCUAGGAACUAAAACUCUGGGUAUCAUGUUUUCAGAAAGGAGCUCAUUUACAGCCGAUAGUUAUCCACAGAUCUGGAAAUCAUGGCUCAACAGGCGAAGUGACAAAAUAGCUGCAAUUCGAAUUUUGGUCAUUGAAAGCCUUGGAGCGAUAUUGAAGUCACAUUCGGGAUUAAGCCAGGACAUCAUAAGCUGCUUUGAGCAAAAGUUGUUAGAUCCAGAAGAAAAAGUCCGAGCGGCAGUUUGCAAAGCUUUGAAGCAGCUUGAAUUGGAUGUGAUAAAGCAUCAAGUGCCGAAAUCUACAUUAGAAAAACUCAGUUUGCGAUGCAAAGAUAAGAAGCCGCUUGUCCAACAAGAAGCAUUAGCGACGCUAGCGUUUCUAUUCGAUCAAGCAUACGAUGAAAUCUUACUAGGAAACGAAGAGUCACGAAACUUGUUUAUAUGGAUACCCACCGCCAUUAUCAAUUGCAUUUACGUCGACGAUAAUCAUUUGACAUGCUCCAUGGAGAAGGUACUAGUGAAUCACGUCAUGCCUCCAAAUGAAGAUCCUAUUGAACGAUCCAAACGCCUAUUAUUGGUGUUGCAAUCACUGGAUGAUCGAGCAACAAAAGGAUUUUUAGCACUGAUGCAAAGACAACACAUAACUGCUUCGAUUUUGCAACGCAUAGUUGAGACAUGCAGGGCUACAACGAAUUCAGAUCAUAUGAACAAUGGAAAUCUAGAAGUGCUGAUCAAAUCAAUCUCAACAAAACUUCCUGAGCCCAUCCGGGUGUCAAAUAACCUUCGUCGAUUCUGUGAUUUGAGUGACGAACAGCUUUUAAAUUGUUUAGACGUGCAACUUGGUUCCCAGUUCGAAUAUUCUGUGUACAGGAAACAGUCCACCCAAUUUUUAGAACGUGUGGAACAAGUUCUACCUGGUACAUCUGACACAUUCACGACGCUAAUGCGGCGGAUGUCAGUAUUCCUAUUCGACAAAGAGAGCAUAUCGUAUUUCCUACAACUUGAGAGUAAUUCCAUUAUGGAUGAAGAUUAUGGAAUAGAUAUGCGAAGCGCUGCUCGGAAGCUGCUGAAAAGUAUAUCGAGCAACUUCCCAAGUCUUCUUCAGGAUCACUUGGACAACCUGACGCACUUGCUCUUGAGCACGCCAGAUAAUCACCUUGCCGAAGAUGGUUUGAAUCUUUUGGCGCAGCUUUGCAAGCAAUGUCCAAAUGUAUUAUUCUUAGACAGCAAUGCUGCUAGCAAGCUAUUAACUGCCGCCAAAAGUGGAUCACCGCAAGAAGUGGAGUAUGCCACUGCGAUUCUUACCAACGCUUGUAACGCUGACACCAUUUGUGAGGACUUGUUCAACGAGAUUUGUUCGAAUUUGGAACCGACAAAUCCCAAAUUAUACGAAAGGUUGAUUGCGCUCAACCAGAUCGCUGCCUUUACCACAUCAUAUUUCGAUGGCUGGGAUCAAAAGAUAGCCGACUUCUUGAUUGGUAAGAUCAAGGAACCCGAUAAUAUCACCGAGAAACAAGCACCUAAUCCUGUUUGGGUGGAGACGGACAAUUUGCCUAAAAAUGCCAAGCUCAAGUUGGUCGCACUUGCAAUUUUGGUGAACAGACUAAAGAAGGUGGCUAAAUCGACGAAUACCAUACCAUCCAUUGUAAAUAAUGUCUUCGACCUUCUUUGGAGUUUGCUAGAAGAACCACCAGCCGGAUCAAUCCUGGCCAUCAAAGCACAACUUCGACUUGCUUCGGCUUUAGCCAUCACAACUCUUAGUCAGCUUGAUUCUUACUCACAACUUGCAUCAGUGAAAGGUUUUGAGAAGCUCGCUCUGACAGUUCAGGAUGCGGUGUUUGAAGUCCGUGCUGGAUUUUCCGAGAUGAUCAUUAGAGAUUUGCAGUCUGGAGCGUUGCAUCCAAGAUACUUCGCCGUCUUAUUUUUGCUUGCCCAUGAACCUGAGAAGGAUUUGAUGCGUCAAACCAAGACAUUCAUAAAGAAACACGCAAAAGUAAACCAUGGAUUGGUGGCUCAGAAGUCCUAUAUCGAGAUGUCCCUUGUUCAGUUGGUUCAUCUCUUGGCACAUCAUCCUGAUUUUGGAGAAUCUGAAGAAGAUAUCAAAUUGUUCAUCCCAUACAUCGAACUCUUCUUGGAUUGCGUUGCAACUAGUGACAAUAUUUCGUUCUUAUAUCAUAUCGGACAAAAGUUCAAAGCAACUACUGAUGCAGUGGACCCUAGCCAUAGCAAGCACUCGUACAUUUUGAGCGAUUUAGCCUGCGCGCUGAUGCAACAGAAAUGCAAAGCUUCCUCAUGGUCACUGACUUCAUAUCCUGGAAGAGUAAAACUCUACACCGAACUCUAUACUUCGUUUGCAACUAAUGAACUCCAGACUGAGGUAAGUCAACGUUGGUAGGAAAGCCAAGCGAUGGCAAACUCAACUAAUGAUGUAUGUAGAAUAUGAGGCGCACAUUCAUGGUGCCAACAGUACUUCACGAUAAAGAGAACAUUGAAGCAGUGAAUAAUCAAUCAAAAGAGAAGCAGGAUGGAAACAACACCAAAAGAAGCAGGGAAACAAUUCACAACCAUGAUUCUUUCA